Macaca mulatta (Rhesus monkey) is the source of this 5431-nucleotide messenger RNA. Lineage: Eukaryota; Metazoa; Chordata; Mammalia; Primates; Cercopithecidae. The record is from RefSeq and is a predicted model, not a curated record.
AGCCCUGCGCUGCCACCACUGCUGGAUGAUGCUCAGGACCUCGGGGCUGGCCCUGCUGGCUCUGGUCUGUGCUGUGGGCUCAAGCCAGGCCAGCGGCUUCACAGAAAAAGGCCUCUCCCUGUUGGGCUACCAGCUGUGCAGCUACCGUGUGACCCACACUGUGCAGAAGGUGGAGGCUGUGCAGACGUCCUACACGACCUAUGCGUCCUGCGGUGGCUGGAUCCCCUGGAGGCGGUGCCCCAAGACUGUUUACCGGACCCAGUACCUGGUAGUGGAGGUUCCCGAGUCCAGGAAUGUGACCGACUGCUGUGAGGGCUAUGAGCAGCUCGGCCUCUACUGUGUCUUGCCUCUGAAUCAGUCCAGGGAGUUCACAUCAAGACCCGGGGUCUGCCCCGCAGAGGGGCCUGAACCAUCCACCUCCCCCUGCAGCUUGGACACCGACUGUCCUGGACUUGAGAAGUGCUGCCCCUGGUCAGGGGGGCGCUGCUGCAUGGCCCCUGCACCCCAAGCUCCAGAGAGGGGCCCUGUGGGCUCCUGGUACAACGUCACCAUACUGGUGAAAAUGGACUUCAAGGAACUCCAGCAAGUGGACCCCAGGCUCCUGAACCACAUGCGCCUUCUGCAUUCGUUGGUCACCAGUGCCCUGCAACCAAUGGUCUCCACCAUCCACCACCUGCACUCGGCCCCUGGGGAUGCCUCCACCAUGGUGUCAUGGCUGCUGCUGGGCCUGCUGCAGCCACUGCCUGUGGCCGACGUCUCUGCCCUGCUGGGUGACAUUGCGAAGCGUGUCUAUGAAGUGAUCAGCGUCCAGGUGCAAGAUGUCAAUGAGUGUUUCUACGAGGAGCUCAACGCCUGUUCUGGAAGGGAACUGUGCGCAAACCUGGAGGGCUCGUACCAGUGCGUCUGUCACCAGGAAGCUCCAGCCACGUCUCCGCGGAAGCUCAACCUGGAGUGGGAAGAUUGUCCUCCACUCAGUGACUACGUGGUCCUCAACGUCACCAGUAGCAGUUUUCAAGUAUCCUGGCGUUUAAAUUCUACGCAGAACCACACUUUCCAUGUCUGGGUUUACCGGGGUACGGAGUUGCUCAGGAGCGUCAAGACACAGGGCCAGGCACUGGCGGUGGCUGGGCUGGAGGCUGGAGUGCUGUACAGGGUGAAGACCAGCUACCAGGGGUGUGGGGCCGACGUCUCCACCACGCUGACUGUCAAAACUGAUGCCCAGGUAUUUGAAGUCACAAUAAAGAUUGUAAACCACAACCUGACAGAGAGGUUACUCAACCACAGCAGCAUGGAGUUCCAGGACUUUUCUAGACAACUGCUUCACGAGGUCGAGAGCUCCUUCCCGCCGGCGGUGUCUGACUUGUACCGAAGUGGGAAACUGAGAAUGCAGAUCGUGUCUCUCCAGGCAGGAAGCGUGGUCGUGAGGCUCAAGCUCACCGUGCAGGACCCUGGGGUUCCCGUGGGUGUCUCCACGCUGGCCCCCAUGCUCCGGCCCCUGUUGGCAAGCACAGUGUUCCAGAUUGACCGGCAGGGGACACGUGUGCAAGACUGGGACGAGUGUGUGGACAGCACAGAGCACGAUUGCUCGCCGGCUGCCUGGUGCAUCAACCUGGAGGGCUCCUACACCUGCCAGUGCCGCACCACCAGGGACGCCACCCCUUCCCGCGCAGGCCGGGCCUGUGAGGGUGACCUGGUGAGCCCCACGGACAAUGGGCUGUCUGCGGCGACAGGGGUAACGGCCCCAGCUCUUGGCACGGGAACAGCAGCCCUCGGCCUAGAGAACUUCACCUUGUCACCCAGCCCUGGGCACCCUCAGGGCACCCUGGCAGCAGGCCAGGACUGGGCCCCAGGGCCCCCGCCCAGGAGAGGAGGCAGCAGUGUGGUCGGGUAUGACAGGAACAGCACAGGAAAAGGCGAAGAGCAGGAGGCGCCCAGCACUGCCCUGGGUCUGGGGAUGGACCAGGGGAGUCCCAGCGAGGUGAAGCCCAGCCAGGGGAGCCUCAGACAGGCGAGCCCCAGCCAGGGGAGCACCAGCCAGGGGAGCCCCAGCGAGGUGAACCCCAGCCAGGGGAGCCCCAGCCAGGGGAGCACCAGCCAGGGGAGCCCUAGCGAGGUGAACCCCAGCCAGGGGAGCCCCAGCCAGGGGAGCACCAGCCAGGCGAGCACCAGGCAGGCGAGCACCAGCCAAGGGAGCCCCAGCGAGGUGAACCCCAGCCAGGGGAGCACCAGCCAGGGGAGCCCCAGCGAGGUGAACCCCAGCCAGGGGAGCACCAGCCAGGCGAGCACCAGGCAGGCGAGCACCAGCCAGGGGAGCCCCAGCCAGGUGAGCCCCGGUCAUAGGAACACUAUUGGGGUGAUAGGCACCACCUCCUCCCCGAAGGCUCCUGGGUCAACCCACAGCUUCUCUCCUGGGGCCACAGAUGGCCCACUGGCCCUCCCUGGACAGCUACUGGGAAACUCCACCAUGGAGCCACCCUCCUGGCUUUCCCCUACUGAGGACCCCACCGGCCACGUCGUGUGGCAUGCCACCCGUUCCACCUGGGAAACACUUCUGAAUCCCACGUGGCUGCAAAAUGAGGACAGUGGACCCUCCAGUUCUGUCGACCUGCCAUCGACCCCCACCCUCACACCUCUGAAGACCCCCGCCUGUGUUCCUGUCUCCAUUGGGAGGAUCGUGGUCUCCAAUGUGACCAGCACAAGCUUCCACCUGGCGUGGGAGGCAGGUCUUGCUUUGGACUCCGCCUUCCAGCUCACUCUGACUUCCGCAUGGAGCCCCACCGUGGUCCUGGAGACCUGGAACACAAGUGUGACGGUGUCGGGGCUGGAGCCUGGCGUCUUGCACCUGGUUGAGAUCGUGGCCAAAGCAUGUGGGAAAGAAGGUGCCAGAGCUCAUCUGAAAGUGAGGACAGCGGCCCGGAAGCUCAUUGGAAAGGUCAGAAUCGCAAAUGUCAGAUACUCAGAAUCCUUUCGCAACGCAAGCAGCCAGGAGUAUCGAGAUUUCCUAGAACUGUUCUUCAGGACGGUGCGGGGCUCCCUGCCAGCCACGCUGCGUCAGCACACGGACGCCGGCGGGGUCAGGAUGGAAGUCGUCGGCGUCACCAGUGGCAGCGUCGUGGUGGAGUUUCACUUGCUGAUAAUCGCAGAUGUGGAUGUCCAGGAGGUGUCAGCUGCAUUCCUCACCGCCUUCCAGACCGCGCCUCUGCUGGAGGUGAUCAGAGGCGACACCUUCAUACAGGAUUACGAUGAGUGUGAGAGGAAGGAGGACGACUGUGUGCCCGGGACAUCCUGUCGAAACACCCUCGGGUCUUUCACUUGUAGCUGUGAGAGAGGAGCCCCCAAUUUCCCUGUGGAAUAUUCUGGGAGACCCUGUGAAGGUGACUCUCAUGGCAACGAAAGCUGGGCCACCAGCCCAGAGAGGCCUCUCACCACAGCAGGGACCAAGGCUGGCUUUGUUCAAGACACCAGCCCCACCCCACAAGGCCUGCCCCGGCGGCUGAACCUGACGGGAGCAGUCAGGGUGCUCUGUGAGAUCGAGAAGGUGGUUAUCGCCAUCCAGAAGCGCUUCCUGCAGCAGGAAUCCAUCCCUGAGUCCUCGCUGUACCUGAGCCACCCCUCCUGCAACGUGAGCCACAGCAAUGGCACACACGUGCUCCUGGAGGCCAGCUGGAGCGAGUGCGGGACCAUCAUGCAGAGCAAUGUGACGAACACCGUGGUGAGGACCACGCUGAGGAACGACCUGUCCCCGGAGGGCAUCAUCCACUACCUGAAGAUCCUGAGCCCCAUCUACUGUGCCUUCCAGAAUGAUCUGCUGACGUCCUCCGGCUUCACCCCGGAGUGGGGGGUUUACACCAUCAUUGAGGACCUCCACGGCGCUGGAAAUUUUGUUACCGAAAUGCAGUUGUUUAUCGGGGACUCUCCCAUACCUCAGAAUUAUAGCGUGUCUGCCAGUGACGACGUCAAGAUCGAAGUGGGGCUCUACAGGCAGAAAAGCAACCUCAAGGUGGUCCUGACGGAGUGCUGGGCAACCCCGUCCAGCAACGCCCGGGACCCGGUCACCUUCAGCUUCAUUAACAACAGCUGCCCGGUGCCCAACACAUACACCAGCGUGAUUGAGAAUGGCAACUCCAGCAAGGCUCAGUUCAAGCUGAGAAUCUUCUCCUUUAUCAACAACCCCAUCGUCUAUCUGCACUGCAAACUCCGCAUCUGCAUGGAAUCCCCCGGGGCCACGUGCAAAAUCAAUUGCAAUAACUUUCGGUUGCUGCAAACUAGUGAAACCUCGGCCACACACCAGAUGUCCUGGGGACCCCUCGUCAGGUCUGAAGGUGAGCCUCCACGUGCAGAAGCAGGCCUGGAUGCCAGUUAUGUGGUCCUCCUUGUGGCCAGUUAUGUGGCCAUCUUUACGCUGGUGGCGGGGGCAGCCACCCUUCUGAUUGUGCACUACCGGAGAAUGAAUGGGAGAUACAACUUUAAAAUCCAGUCCGACAACUUCAACUACCAGGGGUUCUACGAAUAGGAGGCGCAGGCUGACAGGAAGGUUGCGGUGAGUCAGCCUGCCUCUAGAACCUUGGAGCUUCCCUGGCGGGCUCCCCCGGCAUCCCCAGUGUCUCUCUGCACCUCCACCCAUCCCUCGGUUCUUAACUCUUCAAGACUUAACGGGGAUCUGCUCUGAUGGAUGUGCUCUGCCAGCGCCUGGGUGAACCCAGAGGGGAUGACAGCAGCCACCACCUGCCCCCAAGAGGCAGGCCAUCCUGUAGGUCUUAGAGGAGCCACAGCCCACAGGCAGAUGAAGGGGCUAUGGGAGACAGGGGCAGUGCUGGGGGUGCUCUGGCUCCACCACCACCCAUGCAACCCCCACAGCCUGGACCCCCGGACCUGUGACCCUCCACAACAGCCCACCGAACCCUCCCGGGCUUGCUCUCGCUUGGCGUCCAUCACCCCUUUGGCAAAUAUAGAAUAUUUCACAUUCUCAGAGAGACCCGACAGUGCUCCUGACGCUCCUUUAAAAAUAGGUCAGUCUUAGAAAUAAACUGCCAAUGUUAUUUUUAGUGGAUGUUUAGGAUCUUUGACUUUUCUCCUGCGUACCAAGGUAUUGCUUUUAUUUACACAACAGUGGCUCAAAAGGCACUCUAUUAAUGUGACAACCUUUUUAAUAAGUAGAAAUAACAUAUGCGCACAUCACUCUUCACAUUUUUCUAAGCAUUUUCACAGCCGUUUUUUCAUAUAGUCCGACCACAGUGGGAGGUGUGAUUUACCCGUUACACAAUGAGAAACCAGAGGAGCUGAUGAGUUACUUAAUUGAGGUCACAGAAUGAAUUAGCAAGAAAAUGGUUCUAAAAUCUCAGUAUUUUAGUCUAGACUUUUCUCCAUUAUAUCAUCGUAAGAGAGAAUGCUCUGUACUAUAUUUGAAAUAAAUUGGAGUUGUAUUAGGUAG